CGCGUCAAAAACAAGAAAGGAGGGACACAAAAGUAGUGACACAGUAGAAGACCUACAAUGGCUUCGCACGACAUUUAUUGUAUCUCAUUAGAUAUUUUCUUAUGCACGCUCAUUCUGAAAGUAUGUCUAUGAUCCCUAUCUUUUCAGUUGCUUCGUCCAGGACAUCUUCGAGCUUUCGCAGUCGCGCUUCCGCGUAUUGUCUCAGCACUACGACGCGAGUUUGAAGAAGUUUCUACAAGAUGUUGGCGCGCAGUUAGAACCGUCUGUGGGAGCAUACGUG
Amoebophrya sp. A25 is the source of this 280-nucleotide messenger RNA. Lineage: Eukaryota; Dinophyceae; Syndiniales; Amoebophryaceae. The record is from the annotation of a GenBank genome assembly.